AUGUAUAAUACACUUAAAUUUGAAAAUAUUCAAUGUUCAAAGAAUGAUGAUACUGAACCAGUAUUGAAGAUGGUUCAUUGUAACAAGACAAUAAAUCAUCUUCUUCAAUGUAGAUCAUCUACACUAAUAGAUAGAAAAAAAUUGAAGCCCUUCAUUUAUUCAUCAUGUUUAGAUACUAUUGAAAUAAAAGACAAUCAUUUACAGAAGAUAACACGAAACAUUCCAAUUAGAUAUAAAGAUAAAUUGUAUAUAAUUCCAGAGAAUAAUAUCUACUCUUCAGAUUAUGAUAGGGAUCAACGAUUUACUUAUAUGUAUGAAGAAAUUUUUGAGUUAAAUCAAUAUGAUGAUCUGAUUAAAAGUUAUUUGAAUAGUAGAGAUAGACGAAUAAAAUCUGUAAGUAUGAAAAAUGCUUGUGAAAUACAAAUCAAUGGACCAUUCAAUAUACCUGAAUAUAUAACAAAUGGAAUAAUUCAUCGAUGGAAAAUUAUAUAUCAAUGUCAUAUAUAUUCAUUGAAUGAAAAUCAAUUGAAAAAAUGUAUAAAUUUUCUUAAAGAAACAUUUCCUAACUCACUUCUACGAUUUAUUCAUCGAAAUGUGAUGAUAAUAUGA
Messenger RNA from Heterobilharzia americana, 609 nucleotides. The record is from the annotation of a GenBank genome assembly. NCBI's taxonomy places the organism in Eukaryota, Metazoa, Platyhelminthes, Trematoda, Strigeidida, Schistosomatidae.